CCCAAUCAGAAUUUUCGGAGAAAGCUCACAUGUCUGUACGAAAAUCCUAACCCUAAAAUCAGAAUAAUCUUGGUUGAAAUUUGUAGGGUUUUCAUUUAAUCUCGUUGUGGCUUUCCUGCACACAAGCUCUCAGACCCAGACCAGACUGUUCUGAAAUCGAUGGAUCUGGAGGUUGUGGGCCGCCACGCCUUGUUCUUCGACGAUGAUGCGAACGCCGCUUUCGUCAACUCUAGGGAUGCUCUUGUCGAGUGGAACUCUCUUUUUAUAGAUCGAUACGACGUCCGCCACUUCCUCUCUGCUCCCCCGCCACCGCGCAACCACCGCCGCCAAGUACUUGAACCGGACCUCGAUCACGAACGAUACCUUGAUUUGCCUUCACUUUCUGAUGAACAAGAACAAGGUGUAUCUAAAGAUGAAGAAGCAGUCGUUGACAGUGGCUAUCGUGCUGUUGCCUUCAGUUACGGAAAUUUUGAUGGAGCAGCUGAGCAGAAAGACACUGAAGUUGAAUCUAUAUUUCACCCACCAUUUCCUGUGCCAGAAAGCUUGAUUCGAAACCUACCUCCAUCAGAAAAGGUACAUCAAAUCAUUGCAAGAACUGCUACAUUUGUCAGCCAGCAUGGUGGGCAAUCAGAAAUUGUUUUGAGAGUAAAACAAGGAGACAACCCAACAUUUGGGUUCUUGAUGCCUGAUCAUUCUCUUCAUGCGUACUUUAGAUUCCUUGUCGAUCAUCAAGAACUACUAAAGUCUGAUGUUGAUGGAAAGCAACUAGAAGAAGAGAAGAAGGGUGAUACAAGACGUGAUCAGACUGGUGGUGCACUAUCUUUGCUUGGUUCAAUUUAUGGGUCUGGAGAGGAAGAGGAUGACACAACUGAGGAUGCACCUGAAGCAAAUACAAAUAGGUCUAAUGAAAUGGUUGAUGGUGUUAGUACUAGUGUUUCACACAGAUCGGAACACACUGAAUCUACAGUAAAUGUAAUGGUGAAAAGUGAUGUUUCCAACAAUAAAUCUUCUUUAAAAGAAAAGGUCCAUGUAAUAAAACGAAAUCAAAGCAUUAAUAAUAAUGUCAAAAGUCGAACUACGUCAUUGCUAAAAAAGGAUGGAGUUGGCUUGGGGUCAAUUUGUGCUGCUACCAGUAAGUCACAGGCAUUUGCAGGGCCUAGCAUACCAAAAGUUGAAAGACCUAUAUUGGAGCCUCCAUCUGAUUUAAAAAGAACAGUUGACAAGAUAGUUGAGUUUAUCUUAAAAAAUGGCAAGAAAUUUGAAGCUAUACUUGCUGAACAGGAUCAACCAUAUAGAAGAUUCGAAUUUCUUCUGCCUACUAAUCAGUAUCAUCCUUACUAUUUAAAGGUUCUUCAAAAGAAUCAGGAGUCUGGCAUACCUGGCAAAGGCUGUGUCUCUGAAAAGCAUGGAUCCAUGGCGCAUGGAAUGGAGAAAAGAAGUGCUAAAUGUGGAGAAGGUAAUGCAAAUUCUUCGGGAUUUGCUGAUAAUGACAUACCUUGUGACUACGAUAAGGAGAAAUUCCGAAUGAUAAUUGGAAAAUCCAAGAAGGAUGUACUAGAUCCACCUCCUAAUGUGAACCAGCCCCAAGGUGAAGUCACUAUAGAUGCAGAUGUUACUGCAGCUAUACUUAGGGCUGCCACCAGGGGCAUCAAGAAUCCAAAUCUUGAGCUGUUCCCAAAGCUUUCAUGGGGCAGUAUUGGUGAAGACCCCAGUGAUGAGUCUGGACAGUCCUUAAGCUUUGGGAGUCUCCACACAUCUCAACCUCAAAGUUCAGUCCAAAAGCAAAAUGCAGUUGGGCAGCCUAGCGUUGCUUCCCCUGUAGCAACGGUUAGAGCAGAGACGGCUGCUCGUGCAGCUGCUAGUGAGGCUGAUUCCUCUGAAGCAUCCUUGACUAAAGAAGAAAAGCUGAAGGCUGAGAGAUUGAAACGUGCUAAAACGUUUGCUGCCAUGAUAAAAAGUGGAGCUGCACCUUUGAAACCGAAGCCAUUGCAUAGUUCAUCAUUUGAACCACCUGGUUCUGGGAUUUCCUCCUCUGGCAAUGAGGUUCCAAUUUCAUUAGGGAAAGAAAGGGAGGGUAGUUCGGUUCCAAUGGAUGUUGAUGCCUUGGGCUAUAUUGAUAAAUCUGAGAAGAAAAUUAUUGUUGACGAACGCAACGAACAAAGAUCAAAGAGGAGCUACCGGUCGAAAUCUAAAAGACAUGAAGGAGAUGAAGAAGAGAGUGUUGAGGAGGAGGAAGAAGAUGAUAAAAUAGAUCAUAAGCAUUCAAGGAAGAAGCACCGUUCUUAUAAAUCAUCACGCCACAGUGAAGACAAGCAUAGGCACAGGAAACGACAUUCCUCGUCCAAAGACAGAGAAUCUCAACACAGUCGUAAGUGUGGCAUAGACGAUGAUCGGUGUUCUCGGUAUCGACGAAAACACAAUAGCCCCUCAGAUAGUGGGGAACAUAGAUCCUCAAGAAGGCAGCAUAAACAUCAUAUCUCAUCUGACGAUGAACAUCGACUUACUAGACACAGACACAAGUGUGGUGGUUCAUCUGAAGAUGAGUAUGAGCAGAGGACUGAACAUGGACACAAAAAUGGUGGUUCCCCUGACAACAAGGGUCGUCACAGGAGCAAAACCACUAAACAUAGGAAACAUAGGUCUGAAAGAGAACCCGAGUUGGAAGAAGGGGAGAUCUGUGCUAAGUCAGAUCAAUCAAAAGCAAAUGAAAGUGACCGAGUGAGUAGGGAAACUUCUAUAGAUUUGUUAAAAUCAUACCAACAAGAGAGUGCCCCAUCACAGCCCUCUGAAUCCACGGAGGUCUCUGAUGAGUUUAGAGCCAAAAUCCGUGCCAUGUUGAUGGCAACCAUGUAGUGGGUGGAAUUUGUUUUCUAUAUAUUAUUGUAUUUUAACAAGUUUAUAACUGUCAUUACUAUUCAUUUUUAUCUUUUUUCUUGUUCUGAAGAAAGAUUUAUUUCUUUUAUUAGUAAUGAGCUCAAGUGAUGUUUCCUUUUCUGUU
Messenger RNA from Cannabis sativa, 2998 nucleotides. RefSeq lists its product as uncharacterized. Gene Ontology annotation, molecular function: RNA binding. Gene Ontology annotation, biological process: mRNA 5'-splice site recognition; RNA processing. Lineage: Eukaryota; Viridiplantae; Streptophyta; Magnoliopsida; Rosales; Cannabaceae. The coding region runs from base 160 to 2853 and encodes 897 amino acids. The record is from RefSeq and is a predicted model, not a curated record. The transcript is spliced from 4 exons.